UUUCUUUCUGCCCUUGAGCAUCCCGGGUAAACCCGAGCUUGCAAAGUGGGAAGAGGAGGAGGAGAGGGGGAGGAAGAAGGGCGGGCACAAGCCUUUUCCUCAAAGUCAAUAUUUUAUACUUUUGAUACUCCUUGACGCUGGAUUUUCAGUCCUCUCGAUUUUUUUUUUCUUUCCUCCCAGUCGCAUCCAGAUCUAGGACACCGAUCUAACCGUGCGCAGCCAUUCACGGUGUGAUAGAAGAGAGAGAGAGAGAGAGAGAGAGAGGAGAAAAAAAGUAUCCGGCGGAAGAGAGCACCAAACAAAAAAAACCCAUCGGAGCCGGGCAAAGGGAGGCAGAGACACGGGAGUACAGUGAGGACCGCGGCGGGGAGCGAGUACAGUGGAUGGUCGGUGCUGGUGUGCGUGCGUGCGUGCGUGUUUGUGUGUGUGUGUGUGUGUGUGUGUGUGUGUUUAGAGGAGAGAGGGGGGGGUCUCUCUUGUUUUAAUGCCCGAAGAGACGUGCACGGACUCCAACGCCACACAAAGUGCUGACCCGUCUCACGGAUGCACGUUAGAAGACAAUCGGUGGAGCUCGGCCAGUGUGAGACGUCCAAUGGAUAUACCUGAAGACGCAGCAGCCUCUCCUUCGUCCUCCCCGACCCGCAACUCCACCGUCUCCCCGCAGGACGCUGCUCUCUGAGACAUGGACCCGCGUUGACAUCUCCCACCCAACUCCCCCAGCGAACACUAUGGUUAAAGUGUGUGCCGAGAUUAAUCUCUGUCACAUUAUCCGCCUCUCCACCCACCGCCCAUCAUCCUCAGGAAACCAGCCGUCAAAACAAGAAAGCGUCCCUCUCUCGGCUCUCUGGGGGCCGUCGAUAUUUGUGAAGAGACACUGAGCGCCAAGUGUUCUUCUGUCGUUCAAAAAAGAAAAAGAAAAAGAAAAAAAAGCCUGGAGGCGAGUUGUGUCAAUUCUACCUGCCUCCUCCUCCCCGUUCACAGUGCACAGCAGUAUGGUGGCAGGGAUGUCCACUGUUUCCUCAUGAUCACCGCUCCAUGCGCCUCACCUCUCCUCUGAGCUCCGUGGCCCCCUCACCCUGCGCCGGACCCGCUCCAAACACCCUCCCAGCCUGCCAUGCUCCUCCAGGCCGUGUUUCUGCUGCUGCUGCGCUGCCUGGCCUCCACCCUGGGCCAGUACGAUCUGUGCAAGUCCCUGGUGAGCACGGAUGAGGGCUCGGUGUGGGAGCAGUACGCGUGCCAGCCGAAGCCCGCGUCCAUGAAAGACCACAUGCGGAUCAAGGUGGACCCGCCCGGGAUCACGUGUGGGAACCCGCCGGAGAGGUUCUGCACGCUGGAGAACCCAUAUCUGUGCAGUGAUGAGUGUGAUGCCUCGAACCCAGACUUGGCCCACCCUCCUCAGCUGAUGCAGGACCGUGAGCGUAAUGGCCUAAUCACCUACUGGCAGACGGUGACAUGGAGACGCCACCCAGAGCCCCUGCUGGCCAACAUCUCCAUGGCCUGGAACAAGAGUCUGGAGCUCACAGACGACAUCCAGAUCACCUUCGAGUACGGCCGUCCCACCAUCAUGGUAAUGGAUAAGUCCAUGGACCAUGGGCGCUCCUGGCAACCCUACCAGUUCUACGCCGACGACUGCAUGGACGCCUUCAACAUGCAACCUAAACGAGUGCGCGACCUUUCUCCCGCCAACAUCACACGGGUCAUCUGCACCGAGCAGUACUCGCGCUGGGUCGGCUCCAAGAACGAAAAGAAUGUGAAGUUCGAGGUGCGGGCGCGCUUUGCUGUGUUUGCAGGACCACGGCUACAGAACAUGGACAGCCUGUACACUCGCAUGGAAAGUAUGAAGGGACUGAGGGACUUCUUCACCUUCACCAACCUUAGGUUGAGGCUUCUCAGGCCCGCCCUUGGAGGCACCUACGUCCAGAGAGACAACCUGCUCAAGUACUUCUAUGCCAUCUCAAACAUUGAAGUACCUGCAAGGUGUAAGUGUAACCUCCAUGCCUCCCAGUGCCUGCUGCAGGACGGGAACCUCCAGUGCCAGUGUGAACACAACACGACGGGGCAGGACUGCCAGCGCUGCAGGAAGGGCUUCAAAGCCAAGUCCUGGAAGGCUGGUUCCUACCUGCCAACGCCCAAUGGAACCCCCAACACCUGUACAAUUGCUGGUUCACCCUCCGGUUCUAACUGUGAGUGCUACGGCCACUCCAACCGCUGCAGUUACAUCGACUACCUGAACAUCGUCACAUGCGUCAGCUGCAAGCAUAACACCAGGGGCCAGAACUGCCAACACUGCAGACUGGGAUACUUCCGCAACGCCUCUGCCGAACUGGACGAUGAGAGCGUCUGCAUCGAGUGUAACUGCAACCAGAUGGGUUCGGUUCAUGACCGGUGUAACGGCACAGGCUUCUGCCAGUGCAAAGAUGGUGCCACAGGGGCCAAGUGUGAUGACUGCCUGCCAGGAUAUUACUGGAAACAAGGCUGUUACGUCAACGUUUGCGACGAGGAGAUGCUCCUGUGCCAGAAUGGAGGAACAUGCUACCAGAACCAGAAGUGCAUCUGUCCUCCAGAGUUUAAGGGGGUACUGUGCCAAGAAUCCCGCUGUGAGGCGGGCAAGGACUGCAACGCUGCCUCUUCCCUGCACCUCUCCACGGCCACCCUGCUGCUCUGCACUCUGCUAGCCCACCUGCUGGCCACGUUAACUCCCCACUGAGCCACGAAAAAACCCCUCAGACCAAGGAGUGUGUGUCUAUGUGUGUGUUCAUGAGGCAACGGGUGACCCAGCGUGGGUAGGGCCACCCCAGUCUUGGACCCGACGUAAAAAAAACACACCGCAGCACUCGCAAAAAGCGCACACACUUACACAAUACUAACUAGCCCCAGUCCCCUUUUCAAACACACACACACACACACACACCUCACAGGACUGUUAUAAUGUUGAGUGUGUGUGCUCAGGUGUGAGAAGGACAAACAGAAGAAAAAAAAAAGAGAAGCGACCUCAGAGAACGAGAUGCAGACGAAGGGGGAAAAAAAAAAAUCAUACCAACCACUGUUCCCUUUAUUCCUGAGAUGGAGCAAUGUGCAUCAAACCAAAAAGCAUAAACAAAACACUUAAAUCACCACUGUUUCACUUCAAAGGGAAUGGCUGUUGUAACCACAAGGACCUUUUAUUCUUUUUUUGUUCCUUUCUUCAUUGAGUUUAAGGAUCUCGCUUCUUUUAAACUGACGGCCAAAGUGUGUGUGUGUGGUCGGACUCAGUUGAGAGCACAAGACGUGGACACGACGGACGGGUCGGGAGGCGAGAUGUGCGUUUGAUCCUGCUGCUGAGGCCUACAUAGUAUAUUACCAGGUUUCAUUUCUUCUGAAAAGAUGAGACUUGAUUUGACGUUUAUAUUAUAUUUCUGCUGCAUUUGUUUUGUUUUUUUUUGUUUUUUUAAAAUAUAUCUUCAGUCAUUGUAUCUAAUGUGCCCACUAACAGUCGCUGAGAUUAUACAUAUUAUAUAAUAUCCAGGGGGGUUACAAAUUAUUUAAAAAAAAUAGUCACUAUUAUGGUUGUUAUAGGAAUGAGUGAUUGUUGCCACACUUAGCGAGAUUUAAUCUUCACACAGUAUUCAGGAAAGCAGAAUUUAACAGAAUUUAACUUAUGAGAAAUCUAAAAGAGAGAGAAAAAGAUAUCAACCACGUAUCAGCAUUAUAUGACAUUAUUUGAAUAUUUUUUGUAGAAAUUAUUUUUGUUUGGAGUUACAAUAAAUUAUAAAAAAUUACAUUUACAACUAUUCUAAAUGAGCAUUUUAUUACACCGAGUGUAAAUCUUGCAGUAAAUAUGACUGUUAUUUGCCUUCUUGCUUGUACUUUUUUUAUUCGACCGACUGUCUGCACUGACAUGCUGUCAACGUCUUCUUUUUUUUCAGCGAUGGGGUGAAAAACAACAAAAAAAAAA
This is a messenger RNA of Acanthopagrus latus (yellowfin seabream), 3934 nucleotides long. Its product is annotated as netrin-G2. The coding region runs from base 1115 to 2707 and encodes 530 amino acids. The transcript is spliced from 8 exons. The record is from RefSeq and is a predicted model, not a curated record. NCBI's taxonomy places the organism in Eukaryota, Metazoa, Chordata, Actinopteri, Spariformes, Sparidae.